UCCGUCCUUGAGGACAAAGGUUGGCUCUCUCUCUUUCUCUCUCUCUCUCUCUGUCCGCGAUUAACCCGCGCUUUGGAGAAACUUUCAUCCGGCCUCCAAAUCUCUGGUUCUCAUCGACUCCUCCAUCACAUCCCAUUCUCUUUCGUUCGCCUUCCAUAUCUGCGUUUAACUACGUGUACAUACCAUAUAUAUAGAAGCAAGCAGAGGGGGGGGAAGGAGCAGGAACCACAGUCCUCUUACGGUGUCCUUCAUUCUUCAGUACUUCAAUCAGAAAGACCAUUCUCUCAGGAAUCAUCCUUCUCAUGGUGUUUACCACCCCUUCCACAGUGUUGCUGUUACUAUCGUGAAUCCUUGAUACAUGGAAAGCUCCCACUCCCAAGUGCCGGAAGAUCCACCCACUCAUGAAGGUGGUGGCAAGGCACCGGCAGGAAAGCUGCCGCCGGCGCCCGGGAGACACCCCAUCUACCACGGAAUUCGGUGCCGCAGCGGCAAAUGGGUGUCGGAAAUCCGGGAGCCCGGCAAGAUGUCGCGAAUUUGGCUCGGUACGUUCCCGACGCCGGAGAUGGCCGCCGCUGCCUUCGACGUGGCCGCCCUCGCACUCAAAGGCGAAGCCGCCUUGCUUAAUUUCAGGGACCUAGCGGCUUCCUUCCCAGUUCCUGCAUCCACGUCAAGGGACGACGUCCGGGCGGCUGCCAUGGAAGCUGCGGCGAGGUUCCGGCCGCCGGGCAGUGACGGCUCAUCCUGUUCCGGGAGAGUCUCGCCGCCGGACAGUGGUCCCGUCUCAACGCCGACGCCCAACGUCGCGGAAGCUUCCAGUUCGCAAUUGCCGGGCGACAGCGAGAAGGCGUCGGACAUGGGGGAGUUCAUCGACGAGGAGGCACUUUUCUACAUGCCCAAUCUGCUCGUGGACAUGGCGGAAGGGAUGCUCCUGAGUCCGCCAAGAAUUGGCCCGUUGGUGCCAGAAAACUCGCCGGAGAAUUCUGAGAGCGACACUCUCUGGAGCUACCAGUAACUUUCUCACCUUCUCCCUCCUUUUGAAGGUGACCGAGAAAAGAGGAAAGGUUUCAUCAAUCAUUGGACGUAGCGAGGGGUACAUGCUGGUUGUGUUCUACCCUGAUGAUCGAUUUUAUGGUGGUUUGUCGUUUAAUUUGGAGAGUCUUUGAAGGACAAUAAUAGUUAGUACUCGUGAUGGGUAAUAACGCCAUUGAAGAUAUGGAUGAUGACAAUAGCACCAAUUGUGAUCGUCACUUUGAGAUUGCUUCUGCUAUUUUCAGUAUCAGAUAGUACAUAUAUUAUUGGUCAUAUUACUGCAUUCGAAGGUACCAUUCUAUCAAGCAUCAACAAUAUCUCUCUCUCUC
Molecule: messenger RNA, 1358 nt
Organism: Nymphaea colorata (pocket water lily)
Lineage: Eukaryota; Viridiplantae; Streptophyta; Magnoliopsida; Nymphaeales; Nymphaeaceae
Product: ethylene-responsive transcription factor ERF027-like
Exons: 1
Coding region: 359-1012 (217 amino acids)
Biological process (GO): regulation of DNA-templated transcription
Molecular function (GO): DNA binding; DNA-binding transcription factor activity
Source: RefSeq, a predicted model, not a curated record